Messenger RNA from Heterostelium album PN500, 678 nucleotides. RefSeq lists its product as uncharacterized. The record is from RefSeq and is a predicted model, not a curated record. Bases 1 to 678 code for a protein of 225 amino acids. The transcript has a single exon. NCBI's taxonomy places the organism in Eukaryota, Evosea, Eumycetozoa, Acytosteliales, Acytosteliaceae.
AUGCACCGAACCGACGCGGAUGUUCACCAAGUCAAAGUUGAGUUGUUCGUCUUGGAGUACGUGCGGUCGCACCAGCUCAAAGAGGUCGCAGUCACCGAGAUUCCCGAUCAUCAUCCAGUCUUGAAACGACGGUCGGUAGCCGUUGGUAAGCAGCAGAUUGACGAUGUUGAGAUGCCGGCCGUAGAGCGCGAGAUACAGGCAGUCGUUGCAUUGGUCGCGUCGGUGUUUCAGCAGGUAUUCCACUACCGCGUGGCUACCGUUGCGUGCCGCAUACUGGCACGCCGCUUUCCAGUUGAAUUUGCCGGCCAGUUUGUCGUUGGCGAGAAUCACCUGGAGCAGCUUGACGUCGGUGAUAUGCGAGCAGCGGUCGCCGAGCGCCGACGGCAGACUGGCGUUGAUCUUUAUGAACAGCCGGAGUUGCACGACCGAGAAGAGCGGCCGCUUGUAGUGAUGCCACGGCGAUGCAACACUGAUAUUCUGGCUGCUGGCGAUGAUCAGCUCGUAGAGACACUCGAGCAUGCCGAGAUCGAUGCAGCUGCCAGACAGCUGUUCAUAUUGAUACUUGAACAGCGCCGAUAUCGUCGCCUGACUGACCGACGACGACUUGUAACGAUCGCGAUAAUAUUGAAACGCGAAACGGAACAACUCCACAGAGCCAUACUUGCUAAACUCUAUUAG